CGGUAGGUCAGGGGUCGCGGGGUUCCCUCCACAUCCGUUUCGGUGCCGAAGCCCUUUUUGCGGGGUGGGCGCGGAGCCCGCUGGGAAGGGAAAUCAUUUGUAUAAUUUGCGGUAACCAUGCUGGCAGCAAGGCUAUUCUGUCUGCGGGCACUGCCAUGCCGAAAUCUCCGUCCUGCCCUGCCUUGCCCUCCAGCUCUGAGAAAUUCCAGCAUAAGGCCAAGUCAGUGGCUUUGGCAGCAAAACCAGGGAUAUGUCACCAAAACAAGAAUCGGUAUACGGCCUAGAAAAAGUGGGCUAGAAAUCAAAAAAGCAGCCUUCGAACCGUCAAUGGAAACUGCUUUUAAAGUGACUCAGAUGGGAAGAUGGGUUGUCGCUGGAGGGGCAGCUGUUGGCCUUGGAGCUCUCUGUUAUUAUGGAUUGGGGAUGUCAAAUGAGAUUGGAGCUCUUGAAAAAGCCCUUAUUUGGCCUCAGUAUGUGAAAGACAGAAUCCACUCUACCUACAUGUACUUUGCAGGAAGCAUUGGCUUGACAGCAGUAUCUGCUGUAGCAGUCAGCAGAUCUCCUGCACUCAUGAGGCUCAUGACAAAGCGAUCUUGGCUGGCAAUAGGUGCAACAUUCGCUGCUAUGAUUGGUGCUGGAGCGCUGGUUCGGUCAAUACCCUAUGACAGUAGUCCUGGUGCCAAACACCUGGCCUGGAUGUUGCAUUCAGGUGUCAUGGGUGCAGUGGUGGCUCCUUUGGCCUUCUUGGGUGGCCCUCUACUGAUCAGAGCUGCCUGGUACACAGCAGGAAUUGUUGGAGGUCUCUCUAUGGUGGCCAUGUGUGCACCAAGUGAGAAGUUUCUGAACAUAGGAGGACCACUAGGAGUGGGCGCAGGCUUCAUUGUUGCAUCUUCAAUUGGAUCUAUGUUUUUGCCUCCUACUUCAGCACUUGGUGCUGGCCUAUAUUCUGUAGCAGUUUAUGGUGGAUUGAUACUCUUUAGCCUGUUCCUGCUGUAUGAUACACAACACAUUAUUAAACAUGCAGAAACUCAUCCAUUUUAUGGAGUAGUAAAAUAUGACCCCAUCAAUGCGUGUCUGGGCAUCUACAUGGAAACACUGAACAUCUUUAUCCGGGUGGUCGCUAUGCUUGCUACUGGGAAUGCAAAGAGAAAGUGACUUUUUUCUUUGCAACUAUCUGAUCACUCACCAAACACUUCUUAAGUCUUCUAUCCAAUAAAAUGUGAUAUUGUAUAGUAAGCUCAUACAAAUCAGCUUGAAGUAUUUCAGCAUCCUUCUUGUGUUACAGUACAGUGUGAUUCAGAAUUAAUAGUAUUUUUCUUCCCCUCAAGAACACAUUUCUUAGUUAACUUGUGGCUUUAAAAAAAAAAAAAAAAGAAUUUGAACUAGUACUUUCAAAUAUGUACAUAUUCUCAAAAUUAUGUUCUAAAUAUAUGCAACCAAUAUGAA
Messenger RNA from Alligator mississippiensis (American alligator), 1446 nucleotides. It is a transcript of the gene GHITM, whose product is annotated as growth hormone inducible transmembrane protein. The record is from RefSeq and is a predicted model, not a curated record. The transcript is spliced from 9 exons. The coding region runs from base 118 to 1155 and encodes 345 amino acids. NCBI's taxonomy places the organism in Eukaryota, Metazoa, Chordata, Crocodylia, Alligatoridae. Gene Ontology annotation, cellular component: mitochondrial inner membrane.